Messenger RNA from Hyla sarda, 2844 nucleotides. Its product is annotated as scavenger receptor cysteine-rich domain-containing group B protein-like. Gene Ontology annotation, cellular component: membrane. The record is from RefSeq and is a predicted model, not a curated record. Lineage: Eukaryota; Metazoa; Chordata; Amphibia; Anura; Hylidae. Bases 405 to 2315 code for a protein of 636 amino acids. The transcript is spliced from 8 exons.
UUCUGUUUGUUUAUUGCUUCAUCCACCUCUGGAUUGUUACUAGAAGCUUCUGGACAAGAGGUGAAGCGAGGAUUGAACCCACACACAGAAGAAUGGUGACAUACCGGUAGAAGAGUUUUCGUCAUGGCCAGUGCCAAGUAUGAAACCCACUCGGUAACAUAACACAGAACAGAUCGCUCAAUGGUUCAUUCUUUUUGUUUGGCCGUUGGACUGAGGGUGAAAUGCGGAAGAAAAGGACAAUUCAACCCCCAGUCUUUUACAAAACGCCGGCCAGAAUAUGGACACAAAUUGUACCCCUCUGUCAGAAACAACAGUAACAGGCAACCUAUGCAGUAAACGACCUCUGAGCCGUGUGGUGUCAGCGCGGUGGAGACGGUACAGCAGAGCCGCAGGAUCCAGUCAUCAUGUUGGUCUUCAUCUGGUUCAUCCUCGUCAUCACGGCGGUGGACACUGAAGGUUGUUCUCAUGGGGUCCACAGAUCUGCAGAGAUCGUCAUCUUCUGUGAUUACUUCAACUAUGGCAAAAAUCAGCAUGAAUUGGGGACGUUCACGAGGUUUGUAGAAGAUGUUCAGAAUGUCACCAACCAGCAGCCGAGGCUGCACCUGCACGACUUCGACUACAAGAACAUCCAGGAAUAUUAUGGCACCUAUCGGGGGCCGGUCAGGUAUAUCACACAGAAGAAUUACAUCGUUAGUUUUAUUAACUUCAUGACAUGGAGACCACAGCCCGACACUGCCCACAAGCCACACAUCCUCAUCCUCAUGCUUGAUGGCCAGGAACCCUACCUGUUUAUGAAGCCCAAGAUCCACAAACUGAAGAGAGCCGGGGUGGAGAUAUUUGUGGUGGGAGGCAGAAGAUUCCAGAACCAUGAAUUCAAUGAUAUUGUGUCCUACCCACUAAAGACCCAUUUAUAUAACAUUCUGGAGUACCCAAGCCUUGACGGAGCCCUGUCCGCAUUGACACGGUCGGUGUGUCGCAGCAUUGAGGGGAAGGAAAGACGUGCCAAGAAAGCUCUCUUGUCUCAGGUCCGGGUGGCGGGUGGUGGUGACCACUGCCGGGGGAGAGUGGAACUUCUCUACAAUGAUACCUGGGGCUGGUUGAGUGACGAACGUUGGGACCGGCACGGAGCGGAUGUUGUCUGCCGGCAGCUGGGUUGUGGACCUUCUCUGGAGGCCAUGAGAGGAGAUGCAUUCGGGACGGCAUCUGGUCAUUUCCUGCAGCUGGUGGACUGUACUGGAGACGAGAAUGAUGUUUCCCAGUGUUUACUGGGAAGGUGGAUGGAAGCGGACCCAGCGACACCUCGGAGUAGCGCAGGGGUCAGCUGCUUGUCAUCUGGUGUCGGUAACAUCCGAUUAAUCGGUGGCUCUGGUCCUUGUGAUGGGAUGGUGGAAGUUUCCCUCAAUAACACAUGGAGUAGAUUCUGCCUCUGGAAUUUUGAUGUGCGAGAAGCUUCAGUCGUAUGCAGACAGAUGGGCUGUGGACCUCUCAUUAAAAUCCAGGAAAACAUAGUGGGAGAAGAUGGCGCCCGGCAGAGGAUGGUGGAGGAGACACAUUGUUUGGGGUCAGAAUCUAAGAUAUCUGACUGCAGGAUCAGUGUCUGGAACGCACAGCCAUGUCUGCACAAUAUCCAAGCAGGAAUCGUCUGCUCCACCUCAGCUAUAUCCAAGGUCACUUUAGAGGGGAGAAACAGCCCGUGUUCCGGGAAAGUGAAAAUAUUCCAGGACAAUAAAUGGAACCUGAUUCCUGCCUUUGAAUGGAACGUGGAGGCGGAGGCCGUGCUAUGUAGGCAGCUGGGCUGCGGCCUUGCUAUUGAGCGCGCUCAUGUCAAGAAAGUGUCAAUACCUAAGGGUACAUUUCCGCAAUCUGAUGUGCGCAGUGUCUUCUGUGCUGGACAUGAAGCACGUCUGUCCGAAUGCAGCGCUGUCUUAUCCAAAGGACACACAUGCGAGGCCUUGGAAGCCGAGGUUUUCUGUUCACAAACAGGGAUAUCCAGGGUCAGACUGGUCGGUGGGAACUCCUCGUGCUCAGGACGGGUGGAGGUCUUCUAUAACCAGGCCUGGGGCACCGUGUGUGAUGACACGUGGGAUCUCUCUGAUGCCCAUGUGGUGUGCCGACACAUUGGCUGUGGACCUGCACAACAGGCUCUCGGAGAAGCGUAUUUCAGCCCGGGGUCUGGAACAAUAUGGCUGGAAAAACUGUUCUGUAACGGCACAGAGUCAUCACUAUCCCAGUGCGGAGGAGUCGUGUCCAAGAACAGUCUCUGUACCCACUCACAGGACGCGGGAGUCAUCUGUACAGAUAAGAAACCCUUGUAGCUGAUGUCAUGUCGUGGAUCUGUGAUGUCAUGUCUUGGAUCUGUGAUGUCAUGUCGUGGAUCUGUGAUGUCAUGUCUUGGAUCUGUGAUGUCAUGUCGUGGAUCUGUGAUUUCCUGUCGUGGAUCUGUGAUUUCCUGUCGUGGAUCUGUGAUGUCAUGGCUGCCGCUUCUUCCUAUUCUGAAGUGUUUCCUGUAUUCCCUCAUGUGCCGCGCCCCCUGAUCCCCCACCAUGUCCAUACUAAGAGUGAGAACCCCGAUUAUAAUGUGUCAUGGGAUCGAUGAUGAUGGGAUUAAAGAGACAAAAUCAGGAUCCGGUCCAUAUCAACUGGUGACAGAUCCUGGGAUCAGUCCACAUCGGUCGUGACAGAUCCUGGGAUCAGUCCAUAAUGGUCGGUGACAGAUCUGGGAUCAGUCCAUAUUGGUCGGUGACAGAUCUGGGAUCAGUCCAUAAUGGUCGGUGACAGAUCUGGGAUCAGUCCAUAUUGGUCGGUGACAGAUCCUGGGAUCAGUCCAUAUUGGUCGGUGACAGA